GCUAUCACAGAUUUAGAAAUCUUAAAUGCAGUGCUCCAGAUUUUCACUGAUUAUCUCAUUAUCAGUGUUUUUGGUUGGAAAGCCUUUGCAUAUCUAUUAGGCGGGUUUUUCAUUGGAUCGAGUAUUCAUCCACUUGCUAGUCAUUAUAUUUCUGAUCACUAUGUUUUCAACCCUGGACAAGAAACAUACAGUUAUUAUGGACCGAUAAACUUAGUAACAUUCAACGUUGGUUACCAUAUCGAACAUCAUGAUUUUCCAUAUGUAUGUGGCAGUAACCUUCCAAAGAUUAGAUCCAUAGCUCUGGAAUAUUACAAAGAUUACAUGGUGCAUUCAAGUUGGAUUUACAUGAUGUACGAUUUCAUCACAAAUCCAAAAAUGUCAUUACAUUGUCGAACAAAGCGAAAGACGGCGAAACCAACAGAUAUACAUUUCUUCGACAUCGGACCAAACAGUUCCUGUUUCAUCUAUAAGUUCUUCACAUCUGUAAGCUGGUUUUUAUUAAAAUAUGGUUAUAUAUAG
Messenger RNA from Acanthocheilonema viteae, 519 nucleotides. The record is from the annotation of a GenBank genome assembly. NCBI's taxonomy places the organism in Eukaryota, Metazoa, Nematoda, Chromadorea, Rhabditida, Onchocercidae.